UCUAAAACCGAAACCGAGUAGCGGCAUUUCAAACCCAAACCCACUUUUCCUUUUUCAGAAAAACACUUCACUUUGGCGCUCUUCUAAUUCUUAAUUAUUAUUAACAUGUUCCAUUAUUUUAACAUCACAAUCCUCAAUCCCCACUCCACACUCCACACCAUCGGAUCCUUCUUCAUUCUUCUCUCUGUGGCUCUUCUCUUCUCUGUUCCAAUACGUACCACUCUUAACGGAGAUGGAGACACGCGCCGCCACAAAGAGAAGAGCCACCGCCCCCACCCAACUCGAGAUUCAGCACCUCAAGAAGCAGCGUGUUGUCUUGGCCGAACUCCCCAAUUUACCCAACCUCAUUCAAUCCCCCAUUAACAACAGGAAACCCCAUUCCACCAUUGAAGCAAAAUCACUCAAGUUCCACGAUCCCAGUCUUAUUGACGCGCCUUAUGUUGCCGACAUACAUAGCUAUCUUCAUUCAAUGGAGAUGGAGAAGAAGAGAAGGCCAAUGGUUGAUUACAUUCAAAAAGUUCAGAAAGAAGUUACCGCUAACAUGAGAGGUGUAUUGGUGGAUUGGUUGGUAGAGGUUGCAGACGAGUACAAGCUUCUCUCAGAGACUCUUUUUCUCUCUGUUUCUUACAUUGAUAGAUUUCUAUCUAUAAACCCUGUUUUUCGAUCCAAGUUUCAGUUACUCGGUGUUUCCUCCAUGCUCAUUGCAUCGAAGUAUGAAGAAAUCAACCCUCCGAAUGUAGAGGAAUUCUGCUACAUCACUGAAGAUACAUACACGAAAUCACAGGUUGUACGGAUGGAAGCUGAGAUACUCAAAUCCCUAAAAUUUGAAAUGGGGAACCCUACUGUUAAGACCUUCCUAUCUAUGUAUUCAGGAAUUGCUUCUGUAGAUAAAAAAAUUAAGCAUUCUCAGGUUGAAUUUUUGAGCUGCUAUCUUGCUGAGCUAAGUCUUUUGGACUAUGAUUGUGUGAAAUUCUUGCCUUCUAUGGUAGCUGCUUCGGUUAUAUUUCUUGCCAGAUUUAUUAUCUGGCCUGUGGUGCAUCCUUGGACUUCAUCCUUGCGCGAAUGCUCCGGUUAUACAUCGCUUGAACUUAAAGAAUGUGUUCUGAUCUUACAUGACUUGUAUUUGUCGAGAAGGGCAGCAUCUUUAUCAGCUGUUCGGGAGAAAUACAAGCAGCACAAGUUCAAAUGGGUUGCAAAUCUGUCUUCCCCACCAAGUAUACCAACUUCUUACUUUAGAGAAGAGUGAUGCAGUAAGAGUACCUCAUUGAAUUUGUUAAGUGGUGGGAGGUUGCUAUGCUCCUCACAAGGUGCAUGGCAUUUUUAUCUAUGCUAUGAAAGGAGCUAUUAAUUUGGCAUUUGGCUAUCAACUUCAUUGGACCAAACACCAUUGGGAUUGGGAUAGUGAAUGGUGCUCAACCGCAUGGAUCUCAGCAUAUGGCACAACACAGGCCAAAUCAUUAAACAGUCGCAUGCAAAAGUGUUUUUCCAAUUUAUUGGUAGCGGAUUCUUUGAUGAUAAAAUAAUUCAUUAUUCAUUAAUUGAUUACUUUCAUAGAUUCAUAGUGUUGAAAUGUUUGCUCUUCAAUAUGGAUUCUCCAAAGUUUGAGAAUACGAUAUUUUCCCUCGGGUGAGAUGAUUUCACUAAAUAAUUUAACAUCAA
This is a messenger RNA of Arachis ipaensis, 1659 nucleotides long. Its product is annotated as putative cyclin-A3-1. Gene Ontology annotation, molecular function: cyclin-dependent protein serine/threonine kinase regulator activity. The record is from RefSeq and is a predicted model, not a curated record. Lineage: Eukaryota; Viridiplantae; Streptophyta; Magnoliopsida; Fabales; Fabaceae. Gene Ontology annotation, biological process: mitotic cell cycle phase transition.